AUGGCCAAGCAAGUUCUUGAUUUGUAUGAACUUUAUCGAUUGGUUGUUCAACAUGGUGGACUUGUCGAGAUCAUCAACAAGAAAUUGUGGCGUGAGAUUACGAAAGGACUCAAUUUACCCUCAUCCAUCACAUCAGCCGCCUUCACGCUGAGGACACAAUAUCAAAAAUACUUGUACGAUUACGAGUGCGAGAAAGAAGGCUUAUCAAAUCCAGCCGAUCUCCAAGCAGCCAUCGACGGGAACCGGAGGGAAGGUCGACGAAACACUGGUGGUCCCUCAUUCGGACAUCCUCUCUACCCUCUUGGCCCGCCAGGAGCCGGCGGAUUGCUUGGGAAACACCCAUUGGAUUUCCUCGACGAUGACUCUGGCUUAGCGCCUCAGAAUCCGUUCAUGGCCGCUUACAGAGCUGAGCAAAUGAUGAUCGAGGCUCAGCAAAGGCAAUUGCAGAAUGAGUUCCGAGCAGCUGCUGAGGCGAUGGCAAGGCAAAAUUUGGGAUUAGCCGGUUUGGGGCUACCGGGAAUGAUCGGUGGGACAAGGCCGAGUGGAAGAGAAAGCACAUCAUCGGUGGAUAGUGAACAGCAAGCUGCAAAACGAGCUCGUCUCUCCACCCACGACGAGUCACAAUCGAUCCCCUCCCACACGAAUCCCUCCACUUCCACAAAUGGUCUCAAUCUCUCAAUGCCAGCAACAAGUAUCAAAAUUACCAGUAAUAAAGAAAAUGACUCAAAAUCGAUGGUUGUCUCAGUGGAAAUCGAUGGAAUCACGUAUCAAGGGGUUUUAUUUGCUUUAAAAUCGGUUAAUGAAGAAAAA
Molecule: messenger RNA, 810 nt
Organism: Mesorhabditis belari
Lineage: Eukaryota; Metazoa; Nematoda; Chromadorea; Rhabditida; Rhabditidae
Source: the annotation of a GenBank genome assembly